AUGUCGCUGGAAGAAGUCAAGCAGCAGCGCUUACUAACCCGGAAAAACAUGUCCCGCAUAAGGACAAUAGUGGAGACAAGCGAAAGUAAAACUGGAAAAAUACUUUCGCCCAUCGAACUCAAGUGUCGACUCGGAAUUUUAGAUUCCUAUUUUAAGCAGGGGUUGGGCUAUCAAACGCAAAUCGAGAAGCUCGAUCCAGAAGACAAUGGUCGGGGUGACCUGGAAGACCUCUACGUCACCAUCCGUUCAAACAUCCAAAUGCAGCUCGGUGAAGAUGAACACAACUCAACGUUCCGUGAAUCAACAGCAGCAAUUCCUGUUUCGCAUUCAAAAAUACCAGCAUUAAAAUUACCCGUAUUCUGUGGAAGAUACUCAGAAUAUAAAAAUUUCAUCGCAUCAUUCAUGCACGUCAUCGGAAAUGAGUCAUCGCUGUCUAAUAUUGAGAAGUUCAACCAUCUCCUCAAUUGUUUACAAGGACAGGCCUUGGAGACUGUGAAGGCGUUCCAAAUCACCAGCGAGAACUACUCAAAGGCAUUAGACAGAUUAAAGUCCCGUUACGACAAUAGCACGCUCAUCUUCAUGGAAACCAUCAAGUCGUUAUUCGAGCUGCCUUCUGCUGCAAAAGGUGGUACUUCUCAGUUACAAAGUUUGGUCAACAACGUGUCUGCACUUUAUAGUUCCCUGUUGCCAAUCGGCUCUCAUAAAAACAUUUCGCAUUUACUGCUCAUUCACCUUGUAAUGAACAAGGUUGAUGAAGAAACGCAAAACAAGUGGAAGGAGUCGUUAGACUUCACAUCGCUACCAUCUUGGGAACAGUGCGCAAAGGUUCUUGAACGACGCUGUCAGUUUUUAGAGUCAGCAUCGGGCUCCCUCUCGUUUGGUGAUUCUGGAAAAUCCAGCUACAAACAGGAAAACAGGAAUAAGCCGCCACGUAAGGGCUAUUCGUUUUCAUGUACAAAUCGCUCUUGCGCAUUAUGUUCUAAUUCAGACCACUUGAUUGGCAGUUGCUCUCGCUUCAAGCAAAUGGAGAUUGCUGACCGCUUCAAAGAGGUUAAAAGAUGUAAACAUUGUGCUCGUUCUCAUCACAGCCUACUUCAUCGUGCUCCUACUUCAAACAAAAUGCAGUCAGUAUCGCUUCCUACAUCAUCACUUGAGCAACCAACGCAACCUGUAAGUACUGCAGCUGCGCACACACAUCAAGAAAAAUCGCCACAAGACCAAGUCAUACUAGCAACUGCAGUGGUACUCAUCCGAGAUGCGUCUGGCUGUUUUCAGUUGGGUAGAGCGCUACUCGACUCCUGCUCCCAAGUAAAUUUUAUUACCGAGGAGUUUUCCCGAAAAUUACGCCUCCCAAGGGAAAGGCACCACGCUGAAAUCCAGAGCAUUGGGGACUCGGUAACAAACAUCAAACACAAGACAUCUGCCACUGUCAAAUCUCGAAUGUGUGACUAUGAGACACCAUUAUCGUUCCAUGUUACCUCGCAAAUCGCUUAUCAGCCAGAGGCUGAAUUUAAUAUCACAUCUUGGAACUUGCCGGCUAACAUUGAACUCGCCGACGAAAAUUUCUUCAAGCCAACACGUGUAGACCUACUCAUCGGCACAGAAAUCUUUUUCGACAUCCUGUCUAUUGGGCAAAUAAAGUUAGCACCUGGGUUACCGUCACUACAGAAGACUUUAUUAGGUUGGGUCGUCUCUGGCCGAUAUCAACGACCUAUAGAGAAUUCAUCAUCAAUUUGCCUACUUUCGGUUGAGGAAUCAGUGGAUGCCAAUUUGCAACGGAAGCUGGAUGAACCAUCAAAGGCAGACAUGUGGACCACUGAGCAAAGGAAUUGUGAACAAAGUUACAUGCAAACCGUGCAGAGAAACAUCGAGGGGAGAGUUGUUGUCAAGCUACCGUUUAAAGAGGCCCCUCAUUGUCUUGGCCAGUCGUACGCAACUGCACUUCGAAGAUUUAUUGCUCAGGAGCGGCGUAUAACGCGCUGUCCUGACCUUCACCAACGAUACAUCGCAUUUAUGGAAGGGUAUUCCCGCCUUGGGCAUAUGAGCGUCGUUAAAAAGGUGGAUUUCGAUAAUCCACAUUACUAUGUGCCUCAUCAUUAUGUCCUGAAGCCAACUAGCACAACAACUAAGCUCAGGGUAGUAUUCGACGCCUCCUGCAAGAGUACAACCCAAAGAUCACUCAACGAUAUUCUUGCUGAGGGGCCUACUCUGCAGAACGAUCUAUACAUCUUGCUACUACGGUUUCGAUUAUAUCGUUACACACUUACUGCUGACAUCGUAAAGAUGUAUAGACAAAUUUUGGUGGAUAAGAACGAUCGCAAAUUCCAAUACAUCUUAUGGAGAAGUACGCCCCACGAUGAAAUACGCACUUACCAGUUAAACACGGUAACAUAUGGUACGGCGUCCGCUCCUUAUCUCGCUGUACAGAGCCUAAACUACAUUGCUGAUGCAUACGAAUCGGAGUAUGCGCUCGGUUCCAGUACAAUUAAAACGUCAUUCUACGUUGAUGAUCUUUUAUGCGGUGCCGAUACCCUGGCAGAGCUAUCGCGAAUCAAAUACGAAGUCACGGAGAUACUGAGGCGUGGUUGUUUCCCCUUGGCGAAGUGGCAUUCAAACCACACUAAAUUUCGAGAAGACGACACCAUGAAAGAUUUAAAUAUCGACGAAAGUUUUACAACGAGCACUUUAGGUAUAAAAUGGGAUCAAAUACGAGAUAUUUUCUUAUUUUCUUUUCAGUCGAAACAACCUGUGAAUGGACGUGGAACUAAGAGAUCAAUCUUAUCUAUUGCAUCAGCGCUUUUCGAUCUUUUGGGACUUCUCGCUCCGGUUAUUAUUACUGCAAAGAUCAUACUACAAGAAAUAUGGCUUUUCAAGCUGAAUUGGGACGAGUCGGUGCCGCAGAACCUACAAACGGCAUGGGAACGAUUUCUCAAGGACAUAGCUCAUCUGAGUACGCUCUCAGUUCCAAGGUAUUCUGGAUCAACAAAUCACAACUCUUUACAAAUUCAUGGGUUUUGUGACUCGUCCAUUCGAGCCUAUGGCUGUGCUAUUUAUCUUCGCUCGAAAUCAACAGAAGGCAAACCUACUGUCACCCUUUUGACUGCCAAGUCGCGUGUAGCUCCAAUUAAGAAGCAAUCGUUACCUAAACUCGAGUUGUGUGGCGCCUUGCUGUUGGCACGUCUACUAGCAAAAAUAAAACCUCUAUUCAACGCCAACACCACUGUGUUUCUGUGGACUGAUUCACAAAUUGUGCUACAUUGGCUUGAACUGCACUCAGCUACCCUAUCAACAUUCGUCGGUAAUCGAGUGUCAGAGAUUCAAGAUCUCACAGCAGAUGCAAGUUGGCGGCAUGUCCCAACAAAGUGCAACCCGGCUAAUAUCGUGUCACGAGGCUGUACUGCACUUGAACUAAACAAUUCAAUUUGGUUUUCAGGACCAUCAUUCCUACAACUUGAACCCGAAAACUGGCCCAGCAAUCAAUGUGGCCAACUCGAUAUGGAAGAAGUUUCUCGAGAAAAACGUAAGUCAGCUUUUAAAGCAGUCAUCGAAGAAAACUACAUUUUGAAGGUGCUUGAGAGAAACAGUACAUACAAUCAUUGCUUACGAGUUGUAGCCUGGCUAUUUCGUUUUCAUCAAUUAACAAGCAGGCCGCUUGAAACUCACCUAGACAAAGGAACUCUAUCACCUCAAGAUUUGAAGCAAGCGCUGUGGUGCAUUGUUUGGAAUGUGCAACAACAGCACUUCGCUGACGAAAUACGGCUGAUCAACCAAAACAAAACAAUAUCUGGGCAACUUAAAUUUCUCAACCCGUUUCUGCAGAUUCAUGGUGGUUUUCGUCUACUGCUAAUAUAG
Molecule: messenger RNA, 3852 nt
Organism: Anastrepha obliqua
Lineage: Eukaryota; Metazoa; Arthropoda; Insecta; Diptera; Tephritidae
Exons: 2
Coding region: 1-3852 (1283 amino acids)
Source: RefSeq, a predicted model, not a curated record